AACAGCAUAGUUGAAGUGUAUUGUAAGUUAAUGCAUUAAGGUCUGUUUUGCAGUCUUCAUGCACAGUCAUACUUUCUCUCCAGCAAAUUGAAGCAUUUCUUGACCAUUACAUGCAAAGAUGUGGUUUUUGUGGCUCUUAAGCUGGUUUUCUAUACUUCUGCAAAUAUUGUUUGUUACCUUGUCCAUAGCUGCUGCAUUGUAUUAUUUGGCUGAACUUAUUGAAGAAUACACAGUUAUAACAGAGAAAAUUUUAAGAGUAAUGCUCAUGGUUUCAUGUGGGAUUUACAUUGGGUUAUGGAUUUUUGAAGGUUUUCCAUUCACAAUCAUUGUACUUGGAUUAUUUACAAAUGUUGUCGAAUUUGGAUUACUCCGAACAUUUCCUUUUAUCGAAAUGUCUUCACCGAACUUUAUUCUCACUGUUGUAUUAGUUGUUGUCAAUCAUUACUUUGCCUUUCAAUUUUUUAGCGAUGUCUUUUACUCGUUUGCAGAGAUUAUGGCAUUCUUCACACUAUGUUUGUGGGUUAUACCAUUCACUUUCUUCAUAUCACUAUCAGCUGGUGACAAUGUACUGCCAUCAACUGUGCAACCUUUGCUAAGCGAAUCUUCAGAUCACGAUGUUCUGUCUCAUUAUAUGACAAAGGGAAAAAAGAAAAGAUCUGUCCUUCUCACCUUUGCAGAGGGCUGUAAAAAUAUGGUAAUUCCAUCACGAGCCAAGCGAUACUGAUUAUCUAGCUAACAUUUCUGCGAAGCAGUCAUGAUUAUUAAGUUUGGAGUAGAUUAGGGCAUAGAGCUUUGAAUCACAAUUGGUGAAGCAAAAGUGUUUGUUCCACUUGUUGACUUUUUACUUUGGUUUUUAUUGCUUAAUUAAAAUUACGUAUGAUUUUUUUGUGUUUCUACUAAUAAACCUAUGAUACACAACUAA
This is a messenger RNA of Styela clava, 922 nucleotides long. RefSeq names its product protein TEX261-like. Gene Ontology annotation, cellular component: COPII-coated ER to Golgi transport vesicle; Golgi membrane; endoplasmic reticulum membrane. Gene Ontology annotation, biological process: endoplasmic reticulum to Golgi vesicle-mediated transport. Gene Ontology annotation, molecular function: COPII receptor activity. Lineage: Eukaryota; Metazoa; Chordata; Ascidiacea; Stolidobranchia; Styelidae. The record is from RefSeq and is a predicted model, not a curated record.